This is a messenger RNA of Carassius auratus (goldfish), 3093 nucleotides long. RefSeq lists its product as uncharacterized. The coding region runs from base 229 to 3093 and encodes 954 amino acids. NCBI's taxonomy places the organism in Eukaryota, Metazoa, Chordata, Actinopteri, Cypriniformes, Cyprinidae. The record is from RefSeq and is a predicted model, not a curated record. The transcript is spliced from 11 exons.
AUAGCCCCUGCUGCUGACAUGGCAUUAAAUAAUAAAUAAAUAAAUCACAACAUGUUAUAUGUAAGAUAAUAUGUGUAUUAUAAUGAACUUAUAAUCUGCUAUAAUAUGGCGGUCGUUCUGGACCAGGAACACAACUAGCUAUCAUGAAAUGAACACAACAGGAGGGUAAAUGCUACAGGCUACAAUGGCAGUUAGUGUAACGUGUUAUGUAGUGUUUCAGGCAACGACAUGGCUUCAGCUAAGUCUCACAAAGGCAUGAGUAAUGCUGAAUGGCUUGCGCGUCUGGAGAGUUUUGCCCAAACAGGAGUUUGGCCAUCUACACAGGGGAAUAGACCUUCUCCCCGACAAAAAAGAUGGCAUGAGAUGUAUCAGAAGAUAGAAAAGUGCCCUCUGCAAAUGAGGGGACAGACCACUCUUCUGAAGGAAGCUCAGACAUGUAUUUGUGGCUUUCACAAGGUUCAUCCACCAGUCACAGGGGAAGCAUCACAGAGCACCCCGGCCCAAAGCACACCCUCUGUCAGCGAUGUGUCAUGUCCUGCAAAGAGACCUAAACUGACAUUGUCAAUGUUUGAAAAGUCAAGGUUUGGAGGCUCACAUGUGGCAGCAGCAAAACCUAAUUUGAGCACCCAGAGGAAAACCUCUCAGAUGUUAGAGCACUCCAGUUCAGCUACAGUUUCAUGUCCACCCUCUGAUCCUCAUCCUCCUCCAUCCCCCAAACCUCAUCAGCCCGUCAUCCAGUCCUCCUCUUCCUUCUUCCUUCCUCCACCUCAGAGUUCACAACGCAUCAAAAAAACAGCAACGCCAUCAACUGUUUCUGAGAAUACUGUUGUGAGGAGCCCACAGGUCUCAUCUCAGCCAGAAGAUCUCCCCCUUCUGUGGCCACAGACAAUGCCACAGCAAGACCAGAAGUGGGUGUCAGAAGCACUUUUUAGGGUUGGUGCAAAGGGAAAGCUGGAGCUGCGUGAAAACCUACAGUUGUGGUAUCACCCCCCACCACCAGCCCUGUUGUACCACCAAGCUCCAACACCUGAUAGGUUUUUUUCACAGCGUCUCUUGCUCUGGAUGCCAUAUAAGCUGUGGAAGGUGCGGCUCCAGUGUACUAACCCUGCCUGUGCCAGGCAACAGCUGUGUGGUGGUGGACUGCACAGGAGGGUACGACAGGUGUUAGACAUUGACAGAUACUACAACCUGGUGACAGAGACCCUGAUCUGCACCAGGUGUAGAACCAGCUAUCUGUCCUGGAGUCAAGCUGUGCUGCAGCAGUUGGACCUGGCCCAUCGAUCUGAAUUCAGGGUCAUCCUCACACGCAAGUAUGCCUGUGACAUUCGGGUUCUUCGCUUGCUGCGUGAGAGGGGCAUGGGGAAUGGCCCAGUGAGGAUCAUCGGCCAGCUGAGAGAGAACCACAGUGAGGAGUGGUUGAAACGUGCGCUUCGGUACACAUCAGAGUGUGUGGCCUUUUUUGAUAAUCGUGGCCUGCAUCCGCUGCACUUCCAGGAGCCACCACCACUUGCUUCAGUACCCAGCUACAAAUGGCUCCUCACUGUAUAUAGUCAGGACAUUCUCAACAGGCUCGAUCACAUAAAGGCCAGCAUAACAUCCACGUAUGGAUCAAUCUUAAAAAUGGAUUCAACUAAGAAGAUCACCAAGAAGUUGAGCGGGCCUGCGAAAGGCACAGCACAGUGGCUUACCUCAGUGGGCAAUGAGAUAGGUCAGGUGCUGAUGAGUGUCCUGACUGCGAAUGAAGGGGCUGGGUUAGACCUCAUGGCUGCAGGGCUCAUGGAGCGAUACCGGAGUGCUGGUGUUGAUCCUCCCACUAUCAUUUAUGUGGACUGUGAUUGUUGCAAGAAAGUGGGAGAGACUAAAUUGAAGAGGCGGUUCAGCGGCUGGCCAGAUGUCAUCGUCCGCCUAGACAUUUGGCAUUUUAUGCGACGUCUGGCAGUAGGGUGCACCACUGACGCCCACCAGUUGUACCCUACUUUUAUGGCAAGGCUGUCAUCCUGUAUUUUUGAGUGGGAUGCAGGGGAUCUCACUCUGCUGAGACAGGCCAAAAGGGAGCAACUCAUCCAACAGGGCUGGCCUACUCUGUCGGAGGCAGAACUGGACCAUCAUUUAACUAAAGCUGAGCUGCUCCAGCACUGCAGGAGGAGAACACGGGGAGAAGAAACCACUUUCCGCCUCCUUGAUAUGCUCAUCAGAGAGCUCAUGGGUGGCAAGGGGAAUGAUGCUCUUGGUGUUCCUCUACUUGACAGUGUGAGAAUGCAGCACAUCUGGAAUGUCCAGAGGCGGCACAUCACCUGUAUCCAAGACCCUCCAAAUGUGCCGCUCUAUACUGAAACUGGAACUACAAGCAAGGGUGGGGUGGUUCUAAAAACUUAUCGUUGUGCCAGAGGCUCCACAUCCCUGGAAUCAUUUCACUGCCACCUAAACAGAUUUAUUCCAGGGAACAGCGCAAACAGCCUGAACUUCCAGAUUUAUCUCCUGGAAGGUUUAUUACGCUGGAAUCAGGACCGGGCUGAAGCUGCUGUUGCAGAUGGAGGUUCAACUCUGCGCUCUUACACAGGGGAGCUGUUUUACUCUGUCAAUGAGAACUACAAUAAGUUGUAUGGCAGGAAAUUGGUCCCUAGCUUCACUCCACCUGCAGUAUACACAGGGGAGCUCAUUGGAGUACAGUACUUGUUGAGGCAGAAUAGUCAGCCCCUGGAGGACAUGUGCCCUACCUCUGAUAGGACCUCUCAAUUGCUGGAGGAGAUAGAUGUGGAGGAGCAAGUGGAAAAGGAUGAGGGUUUCAUUGAUUUCUUUGGAGAGGAAGCCACAGUGGCAAAUCUUGUGGCAUCAGAUGACUUAGUCCUUUCAGGUCCACCAGUUCUACCAGCUGCACCAGUUCCCAGUGUCCAGGCUCCUACAGCUGCACCACUGCCCAGUGUCAAAAUUCCACCACUGCCCAUUGUCCAGACUCCACCACUGCCCAGUGUCCAGACUCCACCAUUGCCCAGUGUCCAGACUCCACCACUGCCCAGUGUCCAGACUCCACCAUUGCCCAGUGUCCAGACUCCACCAUUGCCCAGUGUCCAAACUACACCACUGCCCAUGUAG